Carcharodon carcharias (great white shark) is the source of this 2409-nucleotide messenger RNA. RefSeq names its product schwannomin interacting protein 1 (gene schip1). Lineage: Eukaryota; Metazoa; Chordata; Chondrichthyes; Lamniformes; Lamnidae. Gene Ontology annotation, cellular component: plasma membrane; cell junction. Gene Ontology annotation, biological process: positive regulation of hippo signaling. The transcript is spliced from 11 exons. The record is from RefSeq and is a predicted model, not a curated record. The coding region runs from base 176 to 1768 and encodes 530 amino acids.
UUCUCUUUGAUGGUGCCUGUUGGGUGCCUACGGUGUGCAUAAGCUCCCCCGCUUCCCACUCGGAGGUUGUGCACAGCAUCGACCACCCUGCACACACUGAGGUUAGAGAGAGAGCCGGGGACACCACCGAGCGAAUUGACCAGAGCUCAGCGUUCGGUGACUGGGAAACGCCAAGAUGCAUCUGGAGGAAUUGAAUAGACUGGAGAACACUCUGGAUCAAGUGCAUGAUGCAAAAUAUGUCGUCCAGAACAUCCAUCAACUUCCCAUCGACUUUGGGGAUGAUAUUGAAAAAUGUCAAAUCAGCAGAGGGGUGCCAGAAUCAAAAGUGAAAAUCAUUCAGCGAGCAUGGCGUGAGUACUUGCAGCGCCAAGAGCCCCUCCGGCAUAGCUGCAUGGAGAAACGGAGCCCGUCACCACCUUCCCUGUCAUCGGGAAAGAUGAGCACUUCUAUCAGCAUGAACACUCUUUCUGAUGGCAGCACUCCUGAUUACAGGGAAGAUGGUAUGGAUUUGGGAAGUGACUCAUGCAGUCGAGCAAGUUCCGAAUCAAGCUCCAACAAAGUGACGCCAUGUUCUGAGUACAAAUCCUCUCCAAGUCUGGAUCUUGCCACGUUGGGAGACUAUGAAGAAGAUGAGGAUUAUCAGGAAUAUAAAAAGAAGGUGAUAGAAGAAUGGGAAAGUGAAUAUGGUGACUACUCUGAGAACAAUGGCAUUGUUAAAGCUGCUAGCAGGAGUUUAGCAGAGGAGUUUCAAGAAGUUAAAGUCAUCCCACCAGUACCUUCUAAUGUUACUGCAGGUGAAAUGAAGCAAAAUGGCAAUGUAGCACCAACUAAACAAGGUGGAAAAGGAAAUAAGACUCUUCCAAAGCUGCAGAAGGCAUUGCGAAUAACUGGUGGCAGUGUAGCCACAAACCAGUUGGAGACUUCGGGGACUUUUGUAACAGAAGAACCACAGCUUCCAACCAUGGAUUGGGAAGCCCUUGAGAAGCACCUUGCAGGUUUACAGUUCCAAGAGCAAGAAGCACAAAACCAAAACCAGAGCCAGACAAAAACAAACUUCACUUCAGCCCAAAAAAAUGAGCGAGAAUCAAUCCGACAGAAGUUGGCACUGGGCAGUUUCUUUGAUGAUGGCCCAGGAAUAUACACCAGCUGUAGCAAGAGUGGCAAACCCAGCCUGUCUUCACGUCUUCAAAGUGGAAUGAAUCUGCAGAUCUGUUUUGUUAAUGACAGUGGAAGUGACAAGGACAGUGAUGCAGAUGAUAGCAAGACUGAAACUAGCCUGGACACCCCUUUGUCUCCAAUGAGCAAACAGAGCUCAUCAUACUCUGACAGAGACACCACUGAGGAAGAGUCUGAGUCACUUGAUGAUAUGGAUUUUCUUACAAGGCAGAAGAAAUUGCAAGCUGAAGCCAAGAUGGCUCUUGCUAUGGCAAAACCAAUGGCUAAAAUGCAAGUUGAAGUAGAAAAACAGAACAGAAAGAAAUCCCCAGUGGCUGAUCUGUUGCCUCAUAUGCCCCAUAUUAGUGAAAGUUUAAUGAAGCGGAGCCUCAAACCCACAGACUUGCGUGACAUGACGAUUGGCCAGCUGCAAGUUAUAGUCAAUGACUUACAUUCCCAAAUUGAGAGCUUAAAUGAAGAGUUGGUCCAGCUUCUACUCAUUAGGGAUGAGCUGCACAUGGAACAGGAUGCCAUGCUGGUGGACAUAGAAGACUUUACCAGACAUGCUGAAAGUCAGCAGAAGCACAUGGCAGAGAAAACAACAGCCAAGUGAAACUGAGAUGCCUCCAGCAAGCCACGAGACUGGAGAGGGGAAAAAAAAAGCUAGAUUUUACUUUGCUUCUGUCGUUGUAAAAUGCUGACGCUCAAGAUGGUGCACUUGAAGAAAAUCAGUGUUAGUCAUUGGUACUGUUUGAAGCUUUAUGUCCAGUGAUUGGCCUAUGCUUCUUUUAUAAUUUAUUUUAAUAUGAUUACAUUUGUCACUGAGUUGUAUCGGGCAUUUCAGUAAAAUGUUGGUAACUGAUAUGCAAUUCUAGUAAAACUGAGAAAUGUGCAAGAUUGGAAGAUAUAUAAAGUAGUAAUGAGAAGCUAACUUCUGACGCUUUGGAUUUUAGUUAAACAGUAUUUUACCAUGGACCUCUUUUUAUUCUUCACAGAUGGUAGUUUUAAACAAAUAAACUUUAUUUAAAGGUGCUAUUAAAGUCAAAGAAUACAUGCCUGCCUUGUAGUGAAGUUGUAGCUAUUGGUGAUUAGGUCACUUGAAUAAGUUUUCAACAUUUUGUAAAUGUUGAUUACCUGACUCAACCAUUUUAAAAGUGUGUUAAUAUAAUUUCAGUCAGUUGGAUUCAGAAAUGUUAUCUGGAAAUGUUAUGUACAAAUAUGUAAAAUAAAAAAUAAAAUUUGUUUCCUAUGAAA